AAGCUCGAGUAGUUCAUGAGUAUGCAUGCAGCUGAGGCUCCAGGAAGGGCCGAGGGGAGGGCCGCGCGAGGGUCGCCGCCGCCCGCGAGCCGCAGGAGGACCGGCGGCGCGGGCGACGAGUCGCGAGUCGUACGCCGAGGCACACACACGCAAUUGCAUUCCUUCUGCAUUUUCUCUCGAAGUCAUGGCUCUUCCAAAGAAGUUUACUGUUGGCCCAGUUUUCUCACAAGAGGCAGACUAUGGGUCAGAGAGAGGAAUGUUGCGUCGUGCACCAACCUCAACUACUGCUCAUCCACUAGAGGAAUCUGAGCGAAUGUUUGAUAAGCAUCAGGAAGAACAAAAGAUGCGGAGUGCCAGAAAUCAGUUUGGCAUUGGUUUUGUAGCACACAUGCACCAUGAGAGAGCAGCAGCCAGCUGCCCCUCUAUUGGUCACUUGGGUUUUCUUCCACGCUCCAAUGCCCAUAGCCAAGCUUUGACAGGGCGUGACCUCCUGUGUGACUUCAAUGAUACACUAGGUCUAGAACCAGAGAUAACUACUACACCCCACAGUGUGAUGGAGAAGCUUCAGUUGAAAUCUAAUUUCAGAGUAUAGGAACAUACCAUACUGUGUUGAAAGGUUGCCCUUUGCUGUUUAGUUCUUUUCCGCAUUUAUAAGUUUCCAGUGGGAAAAUUAUUGUAUCACAUACCAUUAUUGGAAGAGAAGUGAAGUGAAUUAAGCUUGUUUGUCUAAUUAUAUUAUUUUUAAAAGUAAAGAUUGUGAAAUUAUGGAACUUUGAUAUCAGUAUACAAAUAAAAAUAUAACCAAGGUC
This is a messenger RNA of Penaeus indicus, 809 nucleotides long. RefSeq lists its product as uncharacterized. Gene Ontology annotation, cellular component: cytoplasm; nucleus. Lineage: Eukaryota; Metazoa; Arthropoda; Malacostraca; Decapoda; Penaeidae. Gene Ontology annotation, biological process: proteasome assembly. Bases 26 to 592 code for a protein of 188 amino acids. The record is from RefSeq and is a predicted model, not a curated record. The transcript is spliced from 3 exons.